This is a messenger RNA of Humulus lupulus (European hop), 408 nucleotides long. RefSeq lists its product as uncharacterized. The transcript has a single exon. The record is from RefSeq and is a predicted model, not a curated record. Bases 1 to 408 code for a protein of 135 amino acids. Lineage: Eukaryota; Viridiplantae; Streptophyta; Magnoliopsida; Rosales; Cannabaceae.
AUGGCUAUUACGUCAAGAUAUUUGAGAGAUUCGCAUGGUAGUUACGAGCAAUUCAGGUUGAAGUUGUUACUGAGAUUUUAUAAAGAAAUCAUUGGGCAGUUAAAUCCUGAAAUUCUGACACAUUCAGUCAACUACACUCCUCAAUCUGACAUAGCUGGUUGGCUAAAUCUUCCUUCUGAUGUAGUUGGUCGGAUGAAACCCAUUUAUGAGGUGACUGGUCGGAUGACACCCAUUUCUGAGAUGACUGGUCGGAUGACACCCAUUUAUGAGGUGACUGGUUGGAUGACACCUAUUUUUGAGAUGACUGGUCAGAUGACACCUAUUUCUAAGAUGACUAGUCAGAUGACACCCACUUUUGAGGUGACUAGUCGAACAAACUGUGUCUGGUCGGGUGUGACUUCCACCUGA